Podospora pseudocomata is the source of this 1674-nucleotide messenger RNA. RefSeq lists its product as uncharacterized. Gene Ontology annotation, cellular component: kinesin complex. NCBI's taxonomy places the organism in Eukaryota, Fungi, Ascomycota, Sordariomycetes, Sordariales, Podosporaceae. The record is from RefSeq and is a predicted model, not a curated record. Bases 1 to 1674 code for a protein of 557 amino acids. The transcript has a single exon. Gene Ontology annotation, molecular function: protein binding.
AUGAGCCACGACGAGGCCCUUAAGCUAUUAGGGAAAAACCUAAAAAGUUCUCAGAUGAGCGACACAGGAAGCAACAAUGCGUUGCUGGAGUUUCUUACUAACCUCCCUCUGGCAAUACGGCAAGCGUCUGCUUAUAUGGCCAAGGAGCAGAUCUCGACUGCGCGGUACCUCAAGCUAUGCAAGUCCAGUGAUGAGGAUAUGGUUAAGUUGUUGAGUAGUCACUUUGACGACCGACACCGAUAUAAGAACAUUCAAAAUGCUGUCGCCACAACUUGGCUGAUUUCGUUCCAGCAAAUCUCAGAUCACGACGCGCUGGCGGCUGACUACCUUAGAUUUCUGUGCUUUUUAGCCGGGAAGGAUAUUCCGCACUCCCUGUUGCCGCCGGCGGGGACGCUAGAGACUGUUGAAGCAAUCGGGACCCUGAAGGCGUAUGCAUUUAUCUCCCAACAGAAUGAGUCGGAUAGCUACGAUAUCCAUCGGCUAGUUCAGAUAUCAAUGCUGAGCUGGUUAGAUGGAAAGGGAGAGCGACAGGAAUGGACGGCCAAAGUGUUAGAACGGCUUAACGAUAUAUUUCCUUGGCCCAAACACGAAAACCGAGAAGAGUGGAUAAGGUAUCUUCCUCAUACACAACAUGCUCUUCAACUACUGAAGAGAACAGAUGACGAGGAAGCGACAACAGGUCUUCUUUCCAAAGUGGGUGAGAGCUUUCGCAAUUUAGGGAAGUAUAAGGAGGCCGAGCAGAUGCAUCGGCAGGCGCUGCAGCUAUCUGAGAAGGUGUUGGGCAAGGAGCAUCCCUCCACGCUCACCAGCAUGAAUAACCUUGCCGGUGUGCUUCAUAGCCAGGGGAAGUAUGAGGAGGCCGAGCAGAUACAUCGGCAGGCGCUGCAGCUAUGGGAGAAGGUGUUGGGCAAGGAGCAUCCCGACACGCUCACCAGCAUGAGCAACCUUGCGGGUGUGCUUCGUAGCCAGGGGAAGUAUGAGGAGGCCAAGCAGAUAGGUCGGCAGGCGCUGCAGCUAUGGGAGAAGGUGUUGGGUAAGGAUCAUCCCUCCACGCUUGGUAGCAUGAACAACCUUGCGAGUGUGCUUGAUAGCCAGGGGAAGUAUGAGGAGGCCGAGCAGAUACAUCGGCAGGCGCUGCAGCUAUGGGAGAAGGUGUUGGGCAAGGAGCAUCCCGACACGCUCACCAGCAUGAGCAACCUUGCGGGUGUGCUUCGUAGCCAGGGGAAGUAUGAGGGCGCCGAGCAGAUACAUCGGCAGGCGCUGCAGCUACGGGAGGAGGUGUUGGGCAAGGAGCAUCCCUCCACGCUUCGUAGCAUGAACAACCUUGCGAGUGUGCUUGGUAGCCAGGGGAAGUAUGAGGGCGCCGAGCAGAUACAUCGGCAGGCGCUGCAGCUAUGGGAGAAGGUGUUGGGCAAGGAGCAUCCCCACACGCUCACCAGCAUGAACAACCUUGCGAGUGUGCUUGGUAGCCAGGGGAAGUAUGAGGAGGCCGAGCAGAUACAUCGGCAGGCGCUGCAGCUAAGGGAGAAGGUGUUGGGCAAAGAGCAUCCCUCCACGCUCACCAGCAUGAGCAACCUUGCGGUUGUGCUUGGUAGCCAGGGGAAGUAUGAGGAGGCCGAGCAGAUGCAUCGGCAGGUGCUGCAGCUAAGGGAGAAGGUGUCGGAGAUCAGAUGA